This is a messenger RNA of Closterium sp. Naga37s-1, 1899 nucleotides long. Lineage: Eukaryota; Viridiplantae; Streptophyta; Zygnematophyceae; Desmidiales; Closteriaceae. The record is from the annotation of a GenBank genome assembly.
AUGGCGACUCUUUGCUCUCUACGAUCAGCGACAGCGAUAGGUCUCCCGCCAUUUCCCGCUCCCAUUUCGUCCCAGUUCUCUGCUUCUAGUGCUGCCAGUACUUUUGGCUCGCGAUCUUGUUUAAGCCUCUCCUCGUACUCCUGUCCUUCCUCUAUCUCUCGGCUAUCCCAUGUCUCGUCCGGCCAUCCCACCUCGCCAUCCUUCCUUCGUCCCACGCCGUUCCUAGCUCCAACCCCCGCGAAACCCGCCGCGUAUCGCGCUCGCGCGUCCAGACCUCAGCUCCAAGUGACCCGCGCCGCGACAGAACGGAGUGGCGCCAGCGGCGGCGGCGGCGGCGGCGGCGGGGGGGGGGGAAAAAACUCCCCCAGCUGGCCGGAUGCACUGUGGCGAGGCACGCUGAGGCGGCUGGCGUCAUUCCCGCUGGCCAUUGGGCUGCUCUUCGCUGUCGCCGGGUUGUGCGCUGUGGGCACCUUGAUAGAGCAGGGAGCACGGCCGUCCGAUUACGUGGCGCUGUUUCCCGACGGCACUUUGCUGAGCUGGCAGAUCGUCUUGGCUCUGGGGUUCGAUCACGUGUACAGCUCACCGCUCUUCCUCUCCCUGCUGCUGCUGCUCGCCGCCUCCCUUGCUGCCUGCACGUCAGUGCGCCAGCUGCCCAUGCUCAAGGUCGCACAAAGGUGGUCUUUCAUCCAACGGCCAGAGUCUCUCUGCCAGAUGGACUUCUCUGAUUCGCUGGAGAGGGCGCAGAUUGCUGACCUGGCAACGCUGCUCAUGCGCAAGGGAUACCAGGUCUUCCAGAAAGGACCAGCUAUGUACGCGUUUAAAGGCCUGGUGGGGCGACUAGCACCCAUAGGCGUGCACGCUGCGCUACUAUUGGUCAUGGCCGGGGGUUGCUACAGUGCGUUGGGGGGGUUCCAAGGGACUACCCUCACGCCGCAGGGGUUAGACGUGGUUGUACCCUCUGCGCUGCAGGGCAGCAGCAUCUUUGCCCGGCCUACCACCGCAAUGAACAUGCUUGUUCAUGUGAACCGAUUCUACAUCGAGUAUCGGCCAAAUGGGGAGGUGAAGCAAUUUUUCUCAGACCUCUCAGUGACUGACUUAUACGGCAGGGAGCUCCAAAGAAAGACUAUCAGCGUAAACGACCCGCUGCGCUGCCAGGGAGUCACCAUGUACCAGACCGACUGGGCGAUCUCAGCCGUCCAGCUGCGAUCCGACGGUGGAGAGCCCUUCAAGCUGCCCAUGGCGUCGCUCCAGGAGCCGGGCAGCAGCCAGAAACUUUUCGGGACGUUCUUGCCGACGGGGGAGGAGGAGAAUGCAGAUGGGGGAGAAGCAACGACCACGGGCAUAAGCAUACUGGCCAGGGAUCUUCAGAACGUGGUGAUCUACGACUCUAAGGGCGAGUUUGUGGGGGUGAGGCGGCCGGGAUCAAACCGGUCAAUCAUGGUGGAAGGGAAGAAGCUGGUGAUAGAGGAGCUUAUCGGGAGCACGGGGCUGGAACUGAAGAUGGACCCUGGCGUGCCCUAUGUGUAUGCUGGCUUCGGUGCUCUCAUGCUCACCACCGCCAUCAGCUACCUCUCUCACUCGCAGUUUGGAGUUGCAGUGGAGGGGAGGAGGCUGGUGAUAGAUGAGCUGAUGGGCAGCACGGGGCUGGAAUUGAAGAUGGACCCUGGCGUGCCCUACGUGUAUGCUGGCUUCGGUGCUUUGCUCACCACCGCUAUCAGCUACCUCUCGCACUCGCAGCUACCUCUCUCACUCCCAGGUGAGCUUCUUCGCCUCUUCCCUCCUCUUUCCCACUGUUCCACCCCACUCGUUGGCGCUCUCAUGCUCACCACUUCCAUCAGCUACCUCUCUCACUCGCAGGUACGCAUCCCUCCCCUCUUGUACACACUUGCUCCUCUCUGA